AUGGGAAGCUACACGUUAAGAGUAUCAUCUCAACCAGAUGGAGAAUCAAAUUCAAGUACAGUGGAGAUUUCAGUACUGUAUUUAGAUAAACCAGAUAUUUAUUCGACGGAUAUGAGUCCUGCAGAAGGAACUGCUGUGAAGAUAUCCUGUAUUGUUCACGGGCAACCAACACCGACAGUAUCAUGGACCAUGAAUGGAUCUCCACUAAAUACAAGCGGGAAUUCUAGGAUUUUUCUUAGGAAUGAUGACAAGCAACUGAAUAUAAUGAACUUGAACAGAACAGACAGUGGAGAAUACCAAUGUGUGGCGCAGAACAGUCGUGGAAAUAUUUCUUCCAAUGCGAGUGUACUGAGUGUCCGAUAUCAACCGGAGAUCGCCCUUAAUCCCCUGAAUGCCACAAAAGUGGAAGGAGAAAACAUCACUUGGUCUUGUAAUGCUACAGGAAAUCCAGAACCGAUUACAUCAUGGAUCUUUUACGGUUCUAACAUCAAUACAACUUACAAUCCUAGGAUCGUCUUUUCAAAAGGCAGACAGGAAAUGACGAUAACGAGUAUUAUCAGGACAGAUAACGGGGAAUACCAAUGUAUGGCGAGCAAUAUGCUCGGGAAUGUUUCUUCCCGAGUUGCUACACUUGAUGUACUAUAUAAACCUGAGAUCAGUCCUCUUCCACGAAUGAUUCAGAGAACCGAAGGAGAGAAAAUGAUUUUAUUUUGUAACGCCACUGGAAAUCCAGUACCGACAAUAUCAUGGAUCAUAAAUGGGUUUUCUUUGGACACUAAUAACAGUUCCAGGAUGAAUUUGUCUUACGAAGGAAAGCAACUCACUAUCAAGAAUGUGAGAAGAACAGACAGUGCAUUGUACCGAUGUGUGGCAGAAAACAGUCUUGGAAAUGUUACGUCCUAUAACACUACCUUGGAAGUGCAUUAUAUACCUGGAGUCACAGUGAUUGGUGGUCCACAACAGUUUGCAAUUGUUGGUAAAGUAAAGAAACUGCUAUGCAAGUACGAUGCUGUGCCAUCCGUGUCUGAAGUGCAGUGGAUAAAAGAUGGAGAUGUGAUUGCUAGAAAUUCUAGUCUGCUGGUCAACGAGUCCCGCCUUACUGUUUCGAAUUACAAUGAAAGUCAAAUACAGUUACUUAUAAAUCAAAGUACCUUUCACGAUGCUGGAAACUACACCUGUCUUGUUAUUAAUGCUGUGGGUAACUCAUCCCAGAUGACGUCAGUCAUAAGCCAAGAGCUGCCCUUAAUCACCAUCCAUCCAGAAGGGAAAACUCCAAUGGAGGGAGAAAAUAUAACCCUGUCUUGUAACGCCACUGGAAAUCCAGAACCAUCAAUAUCCUGGGUCAAAGAUGAAUUUCCCAUCAACAGCGAUUCUAGGAUCAACUUUUCACAAGACAAUAAGUUAUUGACGAUAACGAAUACAAGCAGAACGGACAGCGGUGAAUACCGAUGUGUGGCGAGAAAUAGAGUUGGAAAUGAUACCUCAAAUUCCAAAGUGAAUGUUCUUUUUGAACCUGAGGUUACAAUUGAUGGCGAUCAGGAUAAAUAUAUGGCCAAAGGCAGCAAUAUCCGGCUGAUAUGUCGGUAUGAAGCGUCGCCACCAGUGUCUGAAGUGCAAUGGAUAAAAGGAACUGUGAUUGCUAGAAAUACUUCAAUGCUGAUUAAUGAUUCGCGAGUGACAAUUCCAUCUUUCAAUGAGAGUCAAAUACAGUUGUCAAUCACUGCAGCUUCCCUAAAGGAUGGGGGAAAUUACACCUGUAAAGUCACGAAUAUUUUAAACAGCACUCAGGAUAUGACAAUGAUCAUAAUUGAAGAUAAACCUGAGAUCGUGACGCAUCCUCAAAAUAUCACAACAAGAGAAGGCCAAAACGUGACUUUAUAUUGUAACGCUACUGGAAAUCCAGUUCCAACAAUAUCAUGGUACAAGAAUGGAUAUCCUAUAAAUAACAGCUUCAGUACCAUUUUGUCACCAAGCUAUGAACAGUUUACAAUAGGAAG
Molecule: messenger RNA, 1997 nt
Organism: Pocillopora verrucosa
Lineage: Eukaryota; Metazoa; Cnidaria; Anthozoa; Scleractinia; Pocilloporidae
Source: RefSeq, a predicted model, not a curated record